This is a messenger RNA of Branchiostoma belcheri (Belcher's lancelet), 4213 nucleotides long. RefSeq lists its product as uncharacterized. Gene Ontology annotation, molecular function: protein binding; zinc ion binding. Lineage: Eukaryota; Metazoa; Chordata; Leptocardii; Amphioxiformes; Branchiostomatidae. The record is from RefSeq and is a predicted model, not a curated record. The coding region runs from base 115 to 2859 and encodes 914 amino acids. The transcript has 9 exons.
GUCACCGCGGUAUAUAAGCGCGAAACAACUACGCAAUGCCCAUGAGAAUAAACCGACUUUUACUAGUACUGUAGAUGUUUCUGCUCUUGUGCUCAGUCUGACAGGCUUCAGUUGAUGACGUCUCUCGGAAGUAAUUUCGGACACUCAUCGGGAGAGAUUCGCGCGCCGGACUUGGGUCUCGUCAUGGAGAGCCUGGAGCGGGACCUGUCGUGCCCCGUGUGCCUGGAGAUGUUCAACAAGCCGGUGCUGCUGCUGCCCUGUCAGCACAACCUGUGCCGACACUGCGCCGAGGACAUCCUCACCAACAUGGGCGGCUGGGCGCGCUACGGUGGGUCCUUCAAGUGCCCGACGUGCCGGGACCAGAUCACCCUGGGCCGCCAGGGCCUCGACGGUCUCAAGCGGAACAUUCUGGUGGAGACGAUCAUCGAGAGCUACCGGGUGGCGCAGUCGGCGGGGAUCAAGACGGCCCCUCCCGGCGGCGGGGCGUACUGCAGGGACCACAAGGACGAGAGGGUGAACUUGUACUGCGUGACGGACGAGAGACCGAUCUGCGGACUGUGCGUCAUCGGGCAGCACAACCAGCACAACAUCAUCGAGCUGCAGACGAUCUUCAAGGAAAAGAAGGAAAAGAUUGAAACGGAAAUGAACAGACUUCAACAGAAGAACAGUGACAUGUCCAAGGAGAUGUCAGACAUACAGGCCACCUUAAGGAUAAUAGAGGGUGAUCCCGGCCCGCGCAGGAAAUUCAGAUCCAUUUACGGACUGCACGACGUCGCAGACGUUGAAAGUAAAUGUAAAGACACGAAGGCAAAGUUGCUAUCGGAGUGCGACUCGCUGAUAGCUUUGAUAAACGAGCGGAAGGACGCGCUGGUGGAAAAGCUGGAGAAGGAACAGCGAGAGAGCAGCCGGACGCUCAGGGAGCAGAUAGCCUCCAGACAGACCCGGCUGGACAAGUGCAAGAAGACGGCGGCCUGGGUCGAGGACAUGCUGGGCAAAAAGGACGUCGCGCAGUUCAUACAGAAUGUACCAGAAAUUGAAGAGAAAAUAAGUAAAGAGAUCGCCCAGGAGGUUGAGCCGAGGUCGGAGGAUGCUGAGGCCAUCAUCCGCUAUGAUGUGGACUUCUCCGCAGAGAGGGAGCUGAUCGGCAAGAUGGACUUCUGCCAAGGCGAGGAAAUCCCUUUCCAAGACUUGGUGGCGAAGUACGUCAAGACUCCCCUGACCAACGACGCCGACGACGACGCCUGCUGCGCCGGGAACCGCGACGACGACGUGUCCCCGUCUCCAUCCACGUCCUCGUCCUCGUCUGACGGACGGUCGUCCCUGCUGGACACCCCGAGGAGACGGGAUUACCGGUCUGCUGAUCGUGAUUCUGAUUAUUCUUCUCUGUCGUCUUCGUCUUAUCUUUCCCGCUAUGAUUCUUCCCGCUCCCGCUCUCCCACCUCUUCCUAUGAUCCCUCCACUCCUCGCACUUCCCGUCGCUCUUUCCUUGACUCCCUGUCCUCCUCGUCCUCCUCGUCUCGGUGGUCGUCUUCCCGAGACUACAGUUCUCUCCUGUCUCGGUCGUCCACCCGGACCACGGCUGCGGACGAUUUGUCCAUGUCUCCCCGUCCCGCUCGCAGGCAGCUCCGCCGCUACACAAGAUCGCACACAUCUCUAGACACCUCGACAGAUCUUUCAGAUUAUAGAAGUAGUGUAAGAGGACUUAUCGGUGACAUUAGGAAUUCGUUAGAUCGUGAUCGUGCACGUGAAGGUGACCGUGACGAUUCUUCCGACUUCAGGAGUUCUCUGAGAGACCGAGGCUCGUCGGCCCUAGAUAGAGCCGACCGAGCAGCGACCUCCUCCCCGGCAGAUGACGACUUCGGGAGCGCGCUCAGGGCGCGCCGGACGGCCGCGGCCUCUGCGUUAGAGAGAAUCGAGAGAACGACUGCGGCCCUGCUAGACGACGCUUCGGACUACAGAAGCCCAAGCUCCUACAGAACAACCUCGGCCCUGGACAGAGCCAACUCAGCGCUGGAAAGGGGUUCUUCCGCCCUGGAGAGGACGUCGGCGCUGCUGGAGGGAAGGAGGGCCGAGAGGACAGACAGAGCCGCCGCCAUUCUCGGAAUAGAAAGAGAUAGAGACAGAGACAGAAAUGAGAGCUCGUCAACCUCUUCGAGACACGACGACAUCGACACCUCUUCCAUGUCGCUGCUGAGCCGGAGUGCGGCUCUGAGGAGGUCAGCAAUGGCAAGACAGUCUUCGUCAGAGUCAGCAGAAGCUGAAGCGACACCCUCCGAUCUUAGCAGCAGAUCCGCUGCUGGAGGACAAGGCCAGGUCUUGCUGUUCCGAUUGGAUCCCAAAACGGCGCACAGAGACCUGAAGCUGACGAACGGCAACCUAACCGUGGAGUGGGACCCGGACUACGACAUCGACGUAGAGGAUAGCGUGGAGCGCUUUGUCGGGUACAGCGUGGCCGUGCUGGGCGACAAGGCCAUCUCGUCCGGUCGGCACUACUGGGAGGUUGACGUGAGCGAGAGCCGCACGUACCGCAUCGGCGUGUGCUCCCGGGACGCGCAGCGGGACAGCAUCAUCGGGAACACCGAGGACGGCUGGGUGCUGCGCCGCAACGCUCGCGAGUACACGCUCCGCCACGACGUCAACUCGCCCAUCCGGCUGGCCAUGCAGCACGACCUGGACAAGAUAGGGAUCCUCAUAGACUACAACAGGGGCGAGCUCGCCUUCUACAACGCGGAUAUCGGACUGAGACUGCACACGCUGAAAGCACACUUCGUGACUCCGAUUUGCCCGGCCUUCUCUCUGUGGGACGGUGUCGUCACCGUGGUCUCCGGAUGUCCAUGGCCAGACUUCCUUCUAAAUUAAGAGAAGAAUAUAUACAUCACCAUCCGAUUGACUAAGGAAACUACGUUUUUGUAUAUGCUAUACACGAAGAUUAAUCGAUAUGUUAUGCCGAACACCACCCUGUUGCACAUUGGGUCUGGAUUUUUAGUUGGACACUUGAGCUUUCACCAGCUUUCGAUUAGAAAUGCUAUAGGCUCAUGAUGCUGCAUACGGAACAAAUCACUAGCAUUUCAUUUGCGCUGGAUGAGACAGGGUACAAGUCUCUGGACCCACAUAGCCAGCAAGAAGCAAUAUCAAAGUCUCACAUAUGCACAUGCCUCGUUGCUUUUGGCAUUGUUUUAAGCAAUUGUAAAUUCUCAAAGUAAGAUGACGACUUUGUGUGAAUCACUAGCCUAUUAUUAAGCAUGUACAAAACAACAUAAAUAGAGUAACUAAUCUAUGAAAAUUGUCAACGUAAAAAAAGAAACAUGAAACAACUAUCUUGAAAACCUUGCAUUUGAUGCGGGAUGACGUAAGAAUCUGACAAUGGUGUAUUUUUUUCUGGAUAUGAUGAUAGCAAUUAUUUUCAUGAUGUGUACCGACGUAGGUGUGUACUGAUGUAACGUUAGUUGAAAUGAUUAAGAUCAGUCAUUUAAGACUAAGAUGCUGCAAUACCGAACAUACGAACGUUGCGGCCGCCAUCUUUGUCUGACUUGUAGUUGACCUUGACCUUGACACAGUGUGUGUCCUGCCAGUACGUGCAAGCUGACUACGAGAACCACACGAAAUAUAGAUGAGAGUGCAAUAGUUUUGUCUGAAAUGCGUGCCAAAUAAAGACAAACUAUUCCAGAAGUUGCAGAUAGGAAAGAGCUUGUCAUGUGAGUCAGAAGAUAUAAAAGGGAGAAGACCCUCCCCUUGAGAUAUGUGAUGCCAUUAUUUGUUGUGUGUGUAACAUAGGCAUACUUAGACAUUCAUAUUGGGGAACUCCUCGGUUACGUCUAGCUAGGUGACUCCUACUUUAAUGUGUAGAGAUUGUCCAUACAUUCAAAUACCUACAUAUCGUUUUCCUAUGUUUGUGGUGAAGUACAUGUCACAACAAUAUGUAUGAAUAUGUAUUAUUAUAGCCGCAUCGCCACAGACAGGACAGGGCAGGAUCAUGUUUCACUGAGGCCGCCCAUGAAUAGCAACAAAUUCAGUGACAGAGCAACAUAUUUUCAAUCUUACUGUCUGAACCUCUUGCUGAUACGAUUCGUUGUAUGGAUGCCACGCCUGCCUGUCAAUUAUAUACACAAACUGCUGGGUUUCUUCAACUGUGCUCGUAGUUAUAUGUCUCAGAAAGCAUCACUAUCUGGUGAUAUCACUGCUGUUAAAAAAAUAAUAAACACUUCAUUUCACA